Messenger RNA from Carassius carassius (crucian carp), 2075 nucleotides. Its product is annotated as NGFI-A-binding protein 1-like. NCBI's taxonomy places the organism in Eukaryota, Metazoa, Chordata, Actinopteri, Cypriniformes, Cyprinidae. Gene Ontology annotation, biological process: negative regulation of DNA-templated transcription. Bases 87 to 1583 code for a protein of 498 amino acids. The transcript has 7 exons. Gene Ontology annotation, cellular component: nucleus. The record is from RefSeq and is a predicted model, not a curated record. Gene Ontology annotation, molecular function: transcription coregulator activity; transcription factor binding.
CUGCUGUGGCAACCAGUGUCCUCUCCUUCAAGCACUUUUGCUUUGUUUUCUAUAAUUGCUUACUUUGUUCCUCCUUUUGUUCAGGUAUGGCAGCGACUUUACCCAGAACCCUUGGGGAGUUGCAGCUCUACCGCAUCCUUCAGAGGGCCAACCUGCUGUGCUACUACGAUGCCUUCAUCCAGCAGGGUGGUGACGAUGUUCAGCAGCUAUGCGAGGCCGGCGAGGACGAGUUUCUCGAGAUCAUGGCGCUCGUAGGCAUGGCCAGCAAGCCACUGCAUGUCAGACGCCUACAGAAAGCUCUGCGCGAUUGGGUCACAAACCCUGCCCUGUUCAAUCAGCCCCUCACGUCUCUUCCUGUCUGCAGCAUUCCUGUCUACAAGCUGCCAGAAGGGUCACCCACACUGUUGCCUGGGAAUGGCGCCCGUGGAGACACCCAAGUCAAAGUGCCCAAGUGUUUGGCAGCUGCUUGCGUGGAUCCCGGAAAAGGAGAAACAGGCAACGGGAACUCUUCAGCCACUGUUUCGCCCCUCCAGAGUGGAAGCGAGCCACGUUUUUGGGCCAGUCACGGCACGGAGAGCGAGCACAGCCUGUCCCCGGCAGAACUGGGCUCUCCGUCUUCCCCUCGGGACGGCCUGGAGGCACUGGACGCAGCUGCUGUUCAGUCCGUGGCAGAGUGCGUGGAAAGAAUCACUCAGACUUUGCCCAAGAGUGACCCUGGAGAGGUUAAAGAACAGUUGAAGGGAAAUAAGAAACUUGCCAAAAUGAUCAGCCACAUUUUUGAUAUGAGUGAUGAGGAUCCACACAGGGAAGAGGAAAUCCGCAAGUAUAGUGCUAUAUAUGGCAGAUUCGACUCAAAAAGGAAGGAUGGGAAGCAUCUGACUCUGCAUGAGCUGACGGUGAAUGAGGCUGCAGCACAGCUUUGUAUGAAGGAGGUGGCAUUGCUGACUCGCAGAGAUGAGCUUUUCGGACUAGCCCGUCAGGUCUCCCGAGAGGUCACCUACAAAUACACCUACAGAACCAGCAAAUCUCGCUGCAGUGACAGAGAUGAGCCGUCACCCAAGAGAAUUAAAACUGAGGAGGGAUGUUUUGACCUCCAGGAGGCGCUGCAGGCCAUUCACAUGCGCCAGGAGACCCUUAAGGAGCAGCUAGCCCACGCCAGAUCUAAAGGAGAAGAGACGGUUGGGCGGAACAUCCAGGUUCAGCUGGAGCGUCUGUUGGCCAAGCAGAUGGAGAUACUGCAUGACGCCGCGGCUCAGGACAGACUGCAGGCUCUAGAGUGGAGGGUUCCACCAGGGCCCUACAAACGCAGCAUGAACAGACAGAACAGCAACGGGCUCUCCGCUGACAAAAACACUGACCAGCAGGGAGAGAGGCCGCUGAAUCUGAGGGUGACCAGCCAGAGAACGAGCGCAUCAGACGGAGACACGCCUCUCGGAAAGCAGCUGGCCAAUGAGUUGAAGAGGCAUCAGCAUGCCAAUGCUGAGAGCAAGACGCCAGCAGCCACAGGUGUGUACGCAUCUUCACGUGCCCUCAACCUCUCUGAGAAGAAGACCAUCAAGUCAGAGCCAGAGGAUUCCAGAUAGCAGCCCCGGAUGCUUUCGUUUCAAACCUACAACAAUACACGUCGUCUGUCAGCGAAUACUAAAUAAGCACAACUACAGUAAAGCCUUAACCAAUGUUGCCUCAAAAAAGAGUUUAGUUUAGUUUAGUGUAGUUUCUCGUCCAUUUUUGUUUUUGCCAAAGCACCUAGAGCCCUUAUUUCCAUUCUCCUGAGUAGUCACUGACUGUACUUGUUUAAUUCUCUCUAGCUCUCAUCACUUGUUUUUUAUGCUCUCCUAUCGACGUGGACCACGAAGUCCACUAUUUGUACAUACAUAGAAAACGUCUGUUUGAAAAUGGUUAAAUGUUAUUUAAAUACAGUAUGUGUUGUAUGUAUAUAUAUGAAUGCAUGUAAAAUAUCACAGAAACAGAGGGACGCAGUGUUUUUAAAGUUGUUCGUAUAAGCAACUAUUGUUGUCACCUUUUUAAGUAAGCCUCCUGGAUUGUGUUUCUCUUUAAAGACCCCAUGCAAUCAA